CCGUCCUACGUGACGUGAACGCCGCAUUGCCGUACACAUCCAGCCGCUGGUGUCACUCAACGCUGGCAGAGACCACACACUACUCAUGUCUCUCCCAACUUAACAGGUUUAAACUGCCUUAAAGGUGAAGGAUUAUCCAAAAGUCCCCAGUCUUCUAAAUAAGCUUGGACUUCUGAUGGUCAAAGAUGGAGGAAGAGGACAGCCAGGAUGAGCUGAUCAACAAGAACCAGGCUCAUGGCAAGAGGAAGAGGCCCACUGUGUGGGACAUCUCUGAUGGCUCUGACCAAGCCGAGGACCACUCUGGGGAGGAAGAGGAGGGUGAUUCUGAGAGCGGAGAAGGGGAUGACCUCCUUGAUGGGGAAGAGGAGGAGGAAGAUGAGGAAGACAGUGAUGACGACGAUGAAGAAGAAGAGGAUGACGACGACGACGACGGCAAGCCCGCCGAAGGCGCGGUUGCCGGCACUUCCGCCGACCUGGACGGGAUGAGUUCCGACGAGGACGCCGAGAAGUGUCCCAUCUGUCUGAACUCGUUUGGCAGCCAGCCAGUGGCCACGCCCGAGAGCUGCCAGCAUUACUUCUGCCUGGACUGCAUCCUGCUGUGGUCCAAGAACGCAAACUCCUGUCCUGUGGACCGUAUUGUGUUUGGUAGCAUCUACCUGCGGAAAUGUUACGGAGGAAAAGUUCAGAAGAUGAUCAUGGUGGAGAAGCCGGUGAAGGAGGGCAUGGAGGAGGUGGUGAACCUGGAGCUGGAGCAGGUCACCUGUGAGGUGUGUCAGGGGAGCGACCGUGAGGACCGCCUGCUGCUGUGUGACGGCUGCGAUGCUGGCUACCACAUGGAGUGCCUGACCCCCCCGAUCGAUGCCGUCCCGGUGGAGGAAUGGUUUUGCCCCGAGUGCGAGGCCAACAACCGCAACUCAAGGCUCCCCGACGAGGAGCUUAGCGAGGCGGAGAGUCUCCCGGCCCGCGCCCGGUCCUCCUCCAUGCGCAGCCCCCGUGGCUCCGCCGGCCCGGGGCUGACCCGCGCCAUCGCCCGCACCCAGCAGAGCGAGCGGGUCCGGGCCAACGUCAACCGCCACCGUAUCACCCAGGCACGCACCGCGCAGCUGGCUCCUACGUACAUGAUGCAGACCACCUGGCUGGACGACACCAUCAACGCGGUGGUGGCGGGCCUCAACACGGCCGUCUACAUCCGGGACCUCAGCUGGCGCCCGGCCGCGGGUCGGCGACCCAAGCGUAGAAAAGCCAGGAAGGUGUCGUCCACCAAGGGGCAGAGUGGCAAGGCCGGCACCACCGGGGUCAGGAGGAGGCGGAGGAAAGUGAGGAGGAAGUCCAGGAGGAAGCAGGUGACGAAGACCCCAGCCUCGUCCCGUAGCCGCAUCGCCAAGAGCCUGGGGAUCGCACGGCCCAAGGCGGGCUCGACGCUGCCCUCGGUGGUCCGGCCGUCGGAGCACACGCUGGGCAACAUGCGGGCCGACAUCGGCGCCGCGUCGCUCUCCGUCUACGGAGACCCCGCCGACCUGGACGGAGACGUGGACGGGGCUGAGGAGGAAGAGCCGCAUACCCAGGUCACGUCUCUGCUGGAGGCCAAGCGACGAGGCAUCUCCCACUCCGCUCUGCGCUCCCACCAGCCGGUCGCUCGGCCAAUCACCACCGGCCUGUCCAGACGGGGCGGGGCCAUGCCCAUGUCGUCGCGUGCGUUACCGAGGCUGGCCCCUGUGCCGGACCUGCUGGGCAGCAUCCUAUCAGGACAGAGUAUGCUCUUGAUGGACAGCUCUGCUGUGGUCAUCAACCGGGACGGCACUCUCAAGGCUCUGCCGCCAGCUCCCCUGCUUGCCCUCAGCCCCCCAGGCCCAUCCGCCCCACAGCCUGCCUGCUUCCACACUCGCACCCGCCCGCCCUCGGUCACCCCCGCUUACCGCCGGCUCCCCCCCCAUCCCCACAGGACACGGCCCAUCCGCCUCUUCCGGCCCCCGGGGGACCGACGGAGCGCACCCCACCAAAGGAAUAGCGUGAGCGAGGCCAAAAAGGCCCCCACCAAGGCGGUUUGGGAGGACGUGUCCGGGCUCCCCAGGAUCCCCAAGAUAAAGCGGAGGGGCAGUGGGGGUGCUGGGAGGGACGCUGGGAACGCCGGGAACGCCCAGAGUAGAACAGCAGCAACGGCAGUAGCAGCAGCAGUAGCAACGGCAGUCGUGUCGAACGGUAGCAGGGACAGAAGCAGCAGCAGCAGCGGCGGGUACUGUUGUUGCGAGGGGGCAGCGGUGCCUGCCGUUGUUGCCAGGGGCGGCGGUGCUGCCGUUGCGAGGGGCGGCGGUGCCAUUGUUGUGUGGGGCGGCGGUACCGUUGCCAGGGGCUGGCGGUACCGUUGCCAGGCGGCGGCGGUUGCCGUUGCCAGGGGCGACGGUCGUCGUGGCGACAGCGGGAGGGGUAUCCACAAGUCUGGCCGGGGACACGGGCGGCAGGCAGCAGGGCGUGGACCAGACCCGAGGCCGGCACCAGGGACAUUCCCAGAGGCAGGGCGUGGCCGAGAGAGCGGGGCCUUCGUCUGGCUUCUCCAACUCCUUCUGCCCCUCCUCUUCCUCCGCUCUCUGUCCGGCCAGCCCGCUGCCGCCUCGUCCUCCUCCUCCUCCUCGUCCUCCUCCUCGUCUUCCGCCGCUCCAUCGACAUCAGCAUCGUCCUCAUCGUAUUCCUCGGCGGGAGUGAGUUUCCGCAUCGCCAACAGCGGGAACUCGUGGCGUGCGCAGCGUCUGAGCGGCGCAGGCGGCGGCAGGCGGCGGCAGCCCGGUCCCGGGAUAGCGGCGGCCAGCAGGACAGCUCCGAGGUGGAGGAAGAGGAAGCGAGGAGACGGCAGCAGCAGCAGCAGCAGCAGCAGCGGCGUACACAGGACCGCCGGGACAAGCAGAAGCUGGUGGCCUCGCGGGCCCCACUUAAACAGGAAGAGGAGGUGGAGGACAUCUACGACCCCUAGUGAGCCGUCGGACCGCCGGAUCCCGACGCUCCGGGACCAGGCGUUGCAUCGCUCCACUUCACCGCUACGGAACGCCGUUCCCGUUAAGAGCGAGGCGGCGCAUCGGACCCGUCGCCGUCUCGGAGCAGCGUUCCCGUUAAGAGAGAGGCAUCGGAGCGCCGGGAUCACAGAGUCGGAGGCCAGGACGGCGGGGGAGACCCGCAGCCCGCUCCGGGUCUCAGGGGGAACUGAAGACCCAGGAAACACAAACACUGCGGGCCGACGUCAAGGUCAAGCUAGAGCCCGGGUUAGCCGAGUCUGGGGGGAACCUGCGGCCACCGUCCCUCCUCCUCCUCACCGGGUCGGACCCCGGCUACCGCGUCCCUGGUCAGACAAGACCAAGGAGCCGACGGAGGCCCGGGUACAGACCAGCCGGUCCCCCGCCAACACUGUUACCUCCGGCCCACCCCAGGCAGAUCCGGCCCCCUCCAGACCGCCUUCCGGCAAGGACCCCCACGGAGACCGGAAGAUAAAGUCGGAGCCCGUCACCACUCCCUGCUCCCGGGCCGCGGGUCCUAGCGGGUUGACUCCCGAGGGGUCAGGGGGCCCCGGUGUUCCCCGGGGGCCGGGCGCGCUCGGUCCAACAGCUCCGAGGAGGGCGGGCCGGACCAGGGGGAGAGACCGCGCCUCCUCGGGCCAGGAGGAAGGAGGCGAGGAGGGGAGAAAGGAGAGGGAGAAGGAGAGGGAGGAGAGGAAGGAGAGGGAGAAGGAGAGGGAGGAGAGAGGAAGGAGAGGGAGAGGCGCUCCAGGAGGUCCAGAUCCAGGGACAGGAGGAGGCCCCGCUCCUCCUCCGGGAGCUCCCGGUCUGACUCGUCCUCCUCGCGCAGGAGGAAAGAGGAGGAGGCCCCGAUCAGGUUCCAGGUCUGGGUCCCUCUCAAGCAGCCGAGAACCUCCCAGCGCCAAGAUGGACAAGCCGGGCGGUAGCAGGGAGCGGCACGCGGAGGCCAGAGGGGAGGGCAGAGGAGGGGGUGUUCCGGGUCCAAUGGACCGCUCCAGGGAGAAGGAGCCAAGGAAGAACCAGCGAUCGCCACCCAAGCCCUCGUCCUCCAGCUCUCGGGACCGAGAGAAGACCGGCUCCAAGGACAAGAGGAGACCGCGGUCCAGGUCUCGCUCCAGGGAGCGGCGAAAAGAAGACGAGGCGUCUUCGAAGAGCACCUCCAAAGCAUCGGGCUCGGCCACUUCUUCCUCCAAGGAAGCGAGGAAAGUGAAAGACGAGGAGAAGAAGGAAACAACUCCAAGCCGCCCCCAUGAGGUUAAAGACGACAAAAGGGAAACCACGAAACCCAUCGCUAAGAAGGAAAGCCAAACGUCCAGCUUCGAGUUCAAGAGGGAAAGCAAAGACCCGGAUUUCGACGGCGACAGCGUGACGGCGGCAACGGCAGACAAAGUUCCCCAGUCCUCGAUAGAUGUUAAAACGGAGACACCAGGCGAAGCCUCGCCCGGCCCGCGGCCGAUCGAGCGGGAGCAGACCACGGUGGAGAUGUGCUGUCAGACGGAUGUGAAGGGCAUGCUCAGGGCGGAGGACAUCAAGAAGGAACCCCUGAUGCACAUCAAAGAGGAGCCGUGCGACUUCUGGUCGUCCGAGCCCUCGGAUGCGGCGAACACCGGCCCGCAGGCCGCCUCGCCGCCGCCUAGCCCGCCGUCCCCUCCUCCUAGCCCGCCGUCCCCUCCCUUGAGCCCCGCGCCAACGCCUUCGUCUUCUACUGUCUUUCCUGCCGUCACCGUGGUAACAUGCCCACCUCAGAGUGUCGCCCUGCAAGUGCCUGCGGAGCCCGCGCCCGCCAUGGUGAAGCAGGAGGUGGUGGAGCGACCCUGCUCCUCCUCCGAUGAGGACUUCAAUGUGAACUCCUUGUUGGACAACCUGGGACUGUUGGGGUCGGAGGGCAGGAGGGAGCAGCAGGGAGCCAGCGGGCCGCUCAAGCAGCAGCAGCGGCAGGAGGUGGUGGUGGUCAAGGUGGAGCCUGGGCUGGGGCUAAUGGUGGAGCCAGGGCUGGGGGUGAUGCCGGACCCUGGGCUGGGGCUCAAGGUGGAGCCAGGGCUGGGGGUGAAGGUCAAGGUGGAGCCAGGGCUGGGGCUGGGGUUGAAGGUCAAGGUGGAGCCUGGGCUGGAGGUGGUGGAGGAGCGGGAGGCGGACGAGGUGCAGGGCGAGUGUCAGCAGGCACCCACUCCGGCCCCCGUGGCGGUCAAAUCGAAAUCCCAGGGGAAGCGGGUGACCUGGAACAUCGAGGUGCCGGAGGGACCGCAGCCGGAGAAAUCGGCCAGCAAGCUGGCCCUGUACAAGCUCAAGCUGAAGCAGGAAGGUGCUCGGAGACCAGCCAAUAAGGUAAGCACACGCCACAAACACAGUGACACGGUGCACCCACUUCAAACGGCCACUAGGUGUCACGUGUCUCCCUAAUCAGUAUGAUCUGACAUGCUUGCUGCAUGAUACUAUGCUGGGCACAAUAGACAAUGGAUUUCUUAGGAAAGCACCAAGUUUCUCAGACUGUCGAUCUUGUCGUACCUGUCCAAACCUGUUAAUGGCUGCUAAUGGGGGGGAAAGGGUGCGUCAGCUGUUAUUAAUCACGCAAUAACAAUCACAAACCGAUGGCAAUAAGAUCAAAAUAGUAGGGCUAAGAUACACAACAGAAAUGUAGGUAUUGCCCAUAUCCAUCUGAAGAUACAAAUGUGUAGAAAUUGUGGAAACAACACAUCAGGAUUAAACGGUCCUGAAAUAUUGCCUGGGUCUUAAAAAAUAUUUUUAAAGUCGUUUUUAAAAGUUGUAAGCAUAGACUUGUGUAUAAUAUGGCCAUAGUGUCUUGGGUGUCAACCACUGGUUUACAGCCCCCUGUUUUGAAGGAUUUUGAUAGAUUUCUGCUUGUCACUGUGGUCAUUUGAGAUUUACCAGCAUAGGAAAAGAUCCAUAUUUGGCACAUUGAGGGCAGGAAUUGAAAAUGCUGCCUGGCAGUACAAAACUCAUUAGAUAAGUUUUGAAUGGAAUCCAACUGUCAAAUGGCUCCAUUAAAAACCCAUUAUAUCAGAUGAACUCAUCCCUGAGAUCCGAAGCAAGCAGAGAUACAAUAUACUGCUUUCAUAUUCCAAGAACGAAACCACCUUAACUUCCCUUGACUUAAUAUGGUCAUGGGUCGCUCCCCAUCCGACCAGAUCAGUGAACCACCGUUUCCUGGAAUAUCUGCCUGUAGGGGCUCCCCUUACAGGCGGCAUCUGAUUGGUUCAGAAGCAGCCGUUCAUGUGUGCGGUUCUAACUUUCUUUAGCUCUUCAUUUCUGCCGUUCUUAAGGCUUUUGGGUAGCCUGAUUGGAAAGCUGUCGUUCCCCCCUGUUUAUACUAACAGCUGGUGGCACUGUUCCUGUUUUUUAAAUCCUAUUUUAACACCGGCGGUGUUCACCGUUCCACAUCCGUUCAUGUAUAUCAGUGAUUCUUCAAGUCACCCAGCUGAGGAUGCUAUUAAUGACUCCUAGUUGUUGUUUCAAAUACAUAUGUGAGGAACAACCUUAAAAUAUGAAAUUACUAGAGCUGUCAAGCGAUUAAAAUAUUUAAUCGCAUUAAUGUCAUAGUUAACUCACGAUU
Messenger RNA from Gadus morhua (Atlantic cod), 6573 nucleotides. RefSeq names its product PHD and ring finger domains 1 (gene phrf1). Lineage: Eukaryota; Metazoa; Chordata; Actinopteri; Gadiformes; Gadidae. The record is from RefSeq and is a predicted model, not a curated record.